UCUUCCCCUUCCGUGGCUCGGGGCCGGUCUGGUCCGGAACCCACAGACCCUUUUUCACAGUCCCUGUUCGCCCGCGGCCAGGAUUUGGGCUGCGUAAUGAGGAAGGAGGGUGUGGUGGGUUGAAAGGCAUUCUACUUCAUUUCCGAGUUGGAGCAUGGAUUCAGUGUUAGUCUUUUAAGAGGGAAGUGAGGUUGGAGAUUUUUAUUUUUUAAUUUUGGGUGGAAGCAGUUGACUUUAGGGCCCUCCAAAGGAAGCGGAUUUAACUUAAUGCUGCUCCCGUGUUUGAAGGAGGACAAAAAAGGUCCCACCUGGCAAAAUUUCCGUAACCUCUUCAGUAGAAAACCCAAGGUAUCUUUUAAAUUGCAGUAGUUUUUGUUGUGUCAAGCUUUCUUCAGGUGGAGCUCGCACGGUAGCUAGGUUUUUAGGUUUGAAACAGAUGCAGAAUCCAAAGGCAGCGCAAAAAACAGCCAGCGAUUUUGCUAUGCCUCUGAGCUGCAAGAUAGUCAGACAGCUAAAUGGAGUCUGAGCAGCUGUUCCAUAGAGGAUACUAUAGAAACAGCUACAACAGUAUAACAAGUGCAAGUAGUGAUGAGGAGCUUUUAGAUGGAGCAGGUGUUAUUAUGGACUUUCAGACUUCUGAAGAUGACAAUUUGUUAGAUGGUGACACAGCAGUUGGAACUCAUUAUACAAUGACUAAUGGAGGCAGCAUUAACAGUUCUACACACUUACUGGAUCUUUUGGAUGAACCAAUUCCAGGUGUUGGUACAUAUGAUGAUUUCCAUACUAUUGAUUGGGUGCGAGAGAAAUGUAAAGACAGAGAAAGGCAUAGACGGAUCAACAGCAAAAAGAAAGAAUCAGCAUGGGAAAUGACAAAAAGCUUAUAUGAUGCAUGGUCAGGAUGGCUAGUAGUAACACUAACAGGAUUGGCAUCAGGGGCACUGGCUGGACUAAUAGACAUUGCUGCUGACUGGAUGACUGAUCUAAAGGAGGGCAUUUGCCUUAGUGCAUUGUGGUACAACCAUGAACAGUGUUGUUGGGGAUCUAAUGAAACAACAUUUGAGGAGAGGGAUAAAUGUCCACAGUGGAAAACAUGGGCAGAAUUAAUCAUAGGUCAAGCGGAAGGUCCUGGUUCUUACAUCAUGAAUUACAUAAUGUACAUCUUCUGGGCCUUGAGUUUUGCCUUUCUUGCCGUUUCCCUGGUAAAAGUAUUUGCUCCAUAUGCCUGUGGCUCUGGAAUUCCAGAGAUUAAAACUAUUUUAAGUGGAUUCAUCAUCAGAGGUUACUUGGGAAAAUGGACUUUAAUGAUUAAAACCAUCACAUUAGUACUGGCUGUGGCAUCAGGUUUGAGUUUAGGAAAAGAAGGUCCUCUGGUACAUGUUGCCUGUUGCUGUGGAAAUAUUUUUUCCUACCUCUUUCCAAAGUAUAGCACAAAUGAAGCUAAAAAAAGGGAGGUACUAUCAGCUGCCUCAGCUGCAGGGGUUUCUGUAGCUUUUGGUGCACCAAUUGGAGGAGUUCUUUUUAGCCUGGAAGAGGUUAGCUAUUAUUUUCCUCUUAAAACUUUAUGGAGAUCAUUUUUUGCUGCUUUAGUGGCUGCAUUUGUUUUGAGAUCCAUCAAUCCAUUUGGUAACAGCCGUCUGGUCCUUUUUUAUGUGGAGUAUCACACACCAUGGUACCUUUUUGAACUGUUCCCUUUUAUUCUCCUCGGGGUAUUUGGAGGGCUUUGGGGAGCCUUUUUCAUUAGGGCAAAUAUUGCCUGGUGUCGUCGCCGCAAAUCCACCAGAUUCGGAAAGUAUCCUGUUCUUGAAGUCAUUGUUGUUGCUGCCAUUACUGCGGUGAUAGCCUUCCCUAAUCCGUAUACCAGGCUCAACACUAGUGAGCUGAUCAAAGAACUUUUUACAGACUGUGGUCCUCUGGAAUCCUCUUCUCUUUGUGACUACAGAAAUGACAUGAAUGCCAGUAAAAUUGUUGAUGAUAUUCCUGAUCGUCCAGCAGGCCUUGGAGUGUAUUCAGCUAUAUGGCAGUUAUGCUUAGCACUCAUAUUUAAAAUUAUCAUGACAGUAUUCACUUUUGGUAUCAAGGUUCCAUCAGGCUUGUUCAUUCCCAGCAUGGCCAUUGGAGCGAUUGCUGGAAGGAUUGUGGGGAUUGCAGUAGAACAGCUUGCGUAUUAUCACCACGACUGGUUUAUCUUUAAGGAGUGGUGUGAGGUUGGAGCUGAUUGCAUUACACCUGGCCUUUAUGCCAUGGUUGGUGCUGCUGCAUGCUUAGGUGGUGUGACAAGGAUGACUGUCUCCCUGGUGGUUAUCGUUUUUGAGCUUACUGGAGGCUUGGAAUACAUUGUUCCCCUUAUGGCUGCAGUUAUGACCAGUAAAUGGGUUGGCGAUGCUUUUGGUAGGGAAGGCAUUUAUGAAGCUCACAUCCGGUUAAAUGGAUACCCUUUCUUGGAUGCAAAAGAAGAAUUCACUCAUACCACCCUGGCUGCUGAUGUCAUGAGACCUCGAAGGAACGAUCCUCCUUUAGCCGUCCUGACACAGGACAAUAUGACAGUGGAUGAUAUAGAAAACAUGAUUAAUGAAACCAGCUACAAUGGCUUUCCUGUCAUAAUGUCAAAAGAAUCUCAAAGAUUGGUGGGAUUUGCCCUCAGAAGAGACCUGACAAUUGCAAUAGAAAGUGCCAGAAAAAAACAAGAAGGUAUUGUGGGCAGUUCUCGUGUGUGUUUUGCACAGCACACCCCAUCUCUUCCAGCGGAAAGCCCUCGGCCACUGAAGCUUCGGAGCAUCCUUGACAUGAGCCCUUUUACCGUGACCGAUCACACCCCGAUGGAAAUCGUGGUGGAUAUUUUCCGAAAGCUGGGUCUGAGGCAGUGCCUUGUAACUCACAAUGGGAUUGUCUUGGGGAUCAUCACAAAGAAGAACAUAUUAGAGCAUCUCGAGCAACUAAAGCAGCACGUCGAACCCCUGGCGCCUCCUUGGCAUUAUAACAAAAAAAGAUAUCCUCCGUCAUAUGGCCCAGACGGCAAACCAAGACCCCGCUUCAAUAAUGUUCAACUGAAUCCUCUAGAUGAGGAGAGAGAGGAAACAGAAGAGGAAGUUCAUUUGUUGAAUAGCACAACUCUUUAAUCCGAGGGAGUCGUCUACUUUUUUUUCUCCUUUAAAAAAAGAAAGAAAGAAAG
Messenger RNA from Odobenus rosmarus divergens (Pacific walrus), 3169 nucleotides. It is a transcript of the gene CLCN3, whose product is annotated as chloride channel, voltage-sensitive 3. The record is from RefSeq and is a predicted model, not a curated record. The transcript is spliced from 14 exons. Gene Ontology annotation, cellular component: membrane; Golgi apparatus; synaptic vesicle. Gene Ontology annotation, molecular function: voltage-gated chloride channel activity. Lineage: Eukaryota; Metazoa; Chordata; Mammalia; Carnivora; Odobenidae. Bases 516 to 3116 code for a protein of 866 amino acids. Gene Ontology annotation, biological process: transmembrane transport; chloride transport.